This is a messenger RNA of Ipomoea nil (Japanese morning glory), 504 nucleotides long. RefSeq names its product copper transporter 4-like. The record is from RefSeq and is a predicted model, not a curated record. Lineage: Eukaryota; Viridiplantae; Streptophyta; Magnoliopsida; Solanales; Convolvulaceae. The transcript is spliced from 2 exons. Gene Ontology annotation, molecular function: glycerophospholipase activity; monoacylglycerol lipase activity. The coding region runs from base 1 to 504 and encodes 167 amino acids.
AUGAGAUUUUUCCCAGGAUGGCCGGAAUUCGAAGCUCCAGGGAGCUACUGGCUCUCCCUGUGUCUGCUCUUUUUGCUUGCUUUUUCGGCCGAGUUUUGCUCUCUGAUGAGCAGGAUCAAGAAGCAGGAAAUGGGGUUGAAGUCCCUGUUGUACGAUGCUGGAGUUCAUGCACUGAGGGUGUUCAUGGCUUAUCUGGUCAUUAUCUCUAUCAUCACCACAGAUUUCUCGUUUUUCCUGGCUGCAGUCUUCGGCCAUGGCGCCGGUCAUCUCGCUUCCGAGCUUUACCAGUGUCAUAUGGACCAAGAGAUGAACACACGCUUACCUGGUACCUUGUCUGAUGGUUUGGUUACAAAACUCUCAGAAGUAUGCAUUAGCACCUCUGCAGCACCAACUUAUCUACCAGCCCACUAUUUCAAGAACAACGAUUCUCAAGGAAGGGAACGAGAAUUCAACCUCGUUGAUGGCGGGGUGGACGCAAAUAACCCUACAACAACACCGUUCUGA